AUGCAGGGGUUGCCCCGUGGCUGCGCGCAGAGGGGAAGGCUGACGCGUGGGCGCGGUGGAACUUCUCAGUGCCGUCUGAAGGGUGGCUUCACUGUCGGGCAGGCCGUCGGGUUGGCCGUUGGGCUGGCCGAGGAGCUGGCCGUGGGUUGGGCGUCGGGCAAGGCCUCAGGCGUCAGACUGGCCGUGGGGCUGGUCGUGGAGCUGGCCAUGAGACUGGCCGUGGGGCUGGCUGUCGGGCUGGCCGUCGGGCAGGCCGUUGUGCUGGCGGUCGGGCUGGCCGUCGGACUGCUGGUCGUGGGGCUGGCAGUCGGGCUGACCGAGGGGGUGUCGGUCGGGCUGACUGCGGGGAUGGCCGUGAGGCUGGUCGUAGGGUUGCAAGUCGGGCUGGCCGCGGGACUGGCCGUAGGCCUGGUCGUGGAGGAGGCCGUGGGGCUGGUCGUGGGGCUGAAAGUCGGGCUGGCCGUGGGACCAGCCGUGGGGCUGGCAGUCGGGCUGGCCGUCAGGCUGGCCGUGGGGCUGGCAGUCCAGUUGGCCGUAGGGCUGGCCGUGGGGCUGGCAAACGGGCUUGCCCUGGGUCUGGCCGUGGGGCUGGCCGUGGAACUGGCCGUGGGGCUGGCAAUCGGGCUGGCCGUCGGGCUGGCUGUCGGGCUGGCCGUGGGGCUGGCCGUGGGGCUGCCCGCGGGACUGGCAGUCGGGCUGGCCACGGGGCGGGCCAACGGGUUGGCCGUCAAGCGGGCCGUGGGGCUGGCACCCGGCCAGGCAGUGGGGCUGGCAUUCGGGCUAGCCGCGGGGCUGGUCGCCAGGCUGGCCGAAGGGCUGGCCGUCGGACUGUCCGUGGGGCUGGCAGUCGGGCUGGCCGCGGGGCUGGCAGUCGGGCUGGCCGCGGGGCUGCCAGUCGUGUUGGCCGUGGGGCUGGCCGUGGGGCUGGCAGUCGGGCUGGCCGUUGGGCUGGCCGCGGGGCUGGCCGCGGGGCUGCACUCGGGCUGGCCUCGGGGCUGGCCGUGGGGCUGGCCAGGCUGGCCGUAG
This is a messenger RNA of Prorocentrum cordatum, 1026 nucleotides long. NCBI's taxonomy places the organism in Eukaryota, Dinophyceae, Prorocentrales, Prorocentraceae. The record is from the annotation of a GenBank genome assembly.